Messenger RNA from Penicillium olsonii, 1407 nucleotides. Lineage: Eukaryota; Fungi; Ascomycota; Eurotiomycetes; Eurotiales; Aspergillaceae. The record is from the annotation of a GenBank genome assembly.
AUGAUCAUUGGUCUCAGGAACCAGGAACCAGGAACACAUCUGCAGAACAGCACUCCCCGGGGGCCCCCAGAUCUCAUGAGUAACCAAGCCCUGGGAACAUCGAUGAAGACAUCGUCGUCACCCGCACCCAUGACCCUCGUUGACUCAUUCUCCGCCGCCUUGGCGCACCGGGAAGCUAAAUCAGCGCGUCGAAGACUGACUGUGUUACCCCGAACAGCGGUGGACUUCUCUUCCAAUGAUUUCCUGUCUCUGUCGACGUCUUCUGCAUAUCGCGAGCGGUUUCUCGCAUUACUAAACAACACUCCGCCAUCAUUUCCGUUCGCCAGUGGCGGGUCCCGGCUGCUGGACGGGAAUUCGGCAUACGCGGAAGACCUCGAGAAAUUCGUUGCGAAUUUCCACCAGGCCCCAACGGCACUACUGUUUAAUUCAGGGUAUGACGCGAAUGUGGGUGUGCUCUCUUGUGUACCACAGCCCGGAGAUGUGAUUUUGUAUGAUGAGCUCAUCCACGCAAGCGCGCAUGAAGGCAUGCGAUUGUCGCGGGCGGGACCUCGCAAGAUGUUUGCGCAUAGCUCGCCUGCGGGACUGAGGGAAGUUUUGCUGGCUCAGAUGUCCGAAGAUCCGAAAAUCGCGAACGGGUCGCGCAAUGUAUUCGUGGUCAUCGAGUCCAUCUAUAGUAUGGAUGGCGAUGUCGCUCCCAUCAAAGAAUUCAUUGCGGUCGUUGACGAGUUCCUACCGCAUGGGAAUGGGUAUUUCUAUGUCGACGAAGCACACUCGACUGGCGUCUUUGGUCCGAAGGGGGCUGGGGUCGUCCAAGAGCUAGGUGUGCAAGAGCGAAUGUUUAUCCGGGUACACACUUUUGGCAAGGCACUUGCGAGCCAUGGAGGUAUGUCGAUCUCCCAGGACUUGGAAAAUAAACUUAUGACUGAUCUGAACAUAGCAAUGGUUCUCUGUGGCCCUGAGACAAGGGAAUAUCUCAUCAAUUAUGCCCGGAGCUUGAUAUACACGACGGCGCUGGGUUUUCCCUUCCUGGCAUCGAUUCGCGCGACAUAUGAGCUUCUUCAGAUGGGUGAAACUGUAUCACUACAGCGCCGACUUCAGCAAUUGAUCAGUCAUCUUCGUCAACAGCUGGCUGCUCUGCGCACCUAUGAAUCCGUCAUGUUUGAAGUCGACCACUUCCCCACUUCUCCAAUCAUCUCGCUUCGAACCUCGCAACCUCGGCAACUAGCAAGCGUCUGUCAAGCAAAGGGCUUUGUGGUGCGUGCCAUCAUGCCGCCAACUAUACCCGAAGGCAAGGAACGAGUACGCGUGUGCUUGCAUUCAGGAAAUACCGAGGCGGAAAUUGAUGGGCUAGCUCAAACAAUUCAAUCAUGGUUGGACCAGAGCUCUAGGCAGGCGUCGAAGUUAUGA